UUGGAUGAAAAGCCUCCUGAAGAACCAUGUGCAUUAAUGUCACAGUGUUCAUCAACUCAGCUAGAAACUGAUAUAUCUCCUUCAAUCUUGCAACCGCAGUCAUCAAAUUCAACUCAGUCAGAAACAGAUAUACCUCCUUCAAUCUUGCAAUCGCAGCGAUUAACUUCAACUCAGUCAGAAGCAGAUAUACCUCCUUCAAUCUUGCAAUCGAAGCCAUUAACUUCAACUCAAUCAGAAGCAGAGAUACCUCCUUCAAUCUUGCAAUCGCAGCCAUUAACUUCAACUCAGUCAGAAGCAGAUAUACCUCCUUCAAUCUUGCAAUCGCAGCCAUUGACUUCAACUCUGUCAGAAGCAGAUAUACCUCCUUCAAUCUUGCAAUCGCAGCCCUUGACUUCAACUCAGUCAGAAGCAGAUAUGCCUCCUUCAAUCUUGCAAUCGCAUCCAUUGACUUCAACUCAGUCAGAAGCAGAUAUAUCUCCUUCAAUCUUGCAACCCCAGUCAUCAAAUUCAACUCAGUCAGAAACAGAUAUACCUCCUUCAAUCUUUCAAUCGCAGCCAUUGACUUCAACUCAGUCAGAAGCAGAUAUAUCUCCUUCAAUCUUGCAACCCCAGUCACCAAACUCAACUCAGUCAGAAGCAGAUAUACCUCCUUCAAUCUUGCAAUCGCAGCCAUUGACUUCAACUCAGUCAGAAGCAGAUAUACCUCCUUCAAUCUUGCAAUCGCAGCCAUUAACUUCAACUCAGUCAGAAGCAGAUAUACCUCCUUCAAUCUUGCAAUCGCAGCCAUUGACUUCAACUCAGUCAGAAGCAGAUAUACCUCCUUCAAUCUUGCAAUCGCAGCCCUUGACUUCAACUCAGUCAGAAGCAGAUAUACCUCCUUCAAUCUUGCAAUCGCAUCCAUUGACUUCAACUCAGUCAGAAGCAGAUAUACCUCCUUCAAUCUUGCAAUCGCAGCCAUUGACUUCAACUCAGUCAGAAGCAGAUAUACCUCCUUCAAUCUUGCAAUCGCAGCCAUUGACUUCAACUCAAUCAGAAGCAGAUAUACCUCCUUCAAUCUUGCAAUCGCAGCCAUUGACUUCAACUCAGUCAGAAGCAGAUAUACCUCCUUCAAUCUUGCAAUCGCAGCCAUUGACUUCAACUCAGUCAGAAGCAGAUAUACCUCCUUCAAUCUUGCAAUCGCAGCCAUUGACUUCAACUCAGUCAGAAGCAGAUAUACCUCCUUCAAUCUUGCAAUCGCAGCCAUUAACUUCAACUCAAUCAGAAGCAGAUAUACCUCCUUCAAUCUUGCAAUCGCAGCCAUUGACUUCAACUCAGUCAGAAGCAGAUAUACCUCCUUCAAUCUUGCAAUCGCAGCCAUUGACUUCAACUCAGUCAGAAGCAGAUAUACCUCCUUCAAUCUUGCAAUCGCAGCCAUUGACUUCAACUCAGUCAGAAGCUGAUAUACCUCCUUCAAUCUUGCAAUCGCAGCCAUUAACUUCUUCAGUAAGAUCACAAGCGCAGUUUAGACCACCUCCCACUUGA
Messenger RNA from Parnassius apollo (apollo), 1521 nucleotides. NCBI's taxonomy places the organism in Eukaryota, Metazoa, Arthropoda, Insecta, Lepidoptera, Papilionidae. The record is from the annotation of a GenBank genome assembly.